This is a messenger RNA of Haliotis rubra (blacklip abalone), 3006 nucleotides long. RefSeq names its product organic cation transporter protein-like. The record is from RefSeq and is a predicted model, not a curated record. Gene Ontology annotation, cellular component: membrane. Gene Ontology annotation, biological process: transmembrane transport. Bases 253 to 1905 code for a protein of 550 amino acids. Lineage: Eukaryota; Metazoa; Mollusca; Gastropoda; Lepetellida; Haliotidae. Gene Ontology annotation, molecular function: transmembrane transporter activity. The transcript is spliced from 11 exons.
UCUCGUGGGUUACGCUUUGCAUGUACUGAAACCUUCACGUGUCGCAAUCCACAGAAUACAUGCAAUGAGUAUGUCAUAGACAGGUUAAAGAACAAACAGAAACGAAAAACCUUCUUCGUAGGUUCACUGUGUGAAGUUGGCGCUCGUCCACUGAGACAGGGUUGUCGAGACAUAGCAUCAACAAGUAGCGUUGGAAGAGAAUUACAGACGAGGCACUUCACUAUUCUCAUCAGCGAGUUGUGUGGAAACAACAUGAAGUUUGACACCAUUCUGGAGACUGUGGGCGAAUUUGGUCCUUCCCAAAGGCGGUUGUAUACACUCCUCAGUCUGCCCGCCAUUUAUAAUGCUGCCGUCUGUAUGGUCAUCUUUGUGUUUCUCUUUGCUGUGCCCGAACACAGAUGUGCAAUACCCGGAUUGAAUAAUGAUACCUUCCCGAUUCAAAACGAGGCUCAUGCUGACCUCAUCAACAGGACAAUUCCGCUUGUUCUUAAUAACCAUGGCGACCAAACUCAUUCAUCAUGCAUCAUAUAUUCAGCGUUUCCAAAUGCAUCAUCCCGCGAUGUGAAUACCGACACUGAGCCAUGUCAUAAGUGGGUAUAUGAUAAAAGCGUUUAUCAGACGACAGUUGCCCAAACAAUGGACCUUGUGUGUGACCGGAAGCUGUAUGUGAGUCACGCUAAGAUGAUGGCCAUGGUUGGCCAACUUAUUGGAGUUCUCAUUGGCGGCCCCAUAUCCGACAUGUUCGGACGGCGGAGAGUCAUACUAGUCAGUACACUUGUUUCAAUUAUCCUGAGCAUCUGUCUCAGCUGGAUCACGGACUACUACCUGCUCAUCACUGUAGUAUUAGUCAUCGCUGCAAGCAACAACAUGCAGUAUCUAUCUUGUUUCGUGUUCAGUAUGGAAUGUGUCGGUCCCUCCAAACGAAUGUUGGUGGGAGUGGCCAUGAGUCUAUAUUGGAGUGCAGGAAACAUCAUUGCUGCUUUGAUGGUCUUUCUGAUGAGAGACUGGAGAAGCAGGCAACUUGCAAUCAGCAUUCCAGGUGUUUUAUUUGCCUAUCUGUAUUUCCUGCCCGAAUCCCCAAGGUGGCAGUACAGUAAAGGGAAAACCACAGAAGCGAACAAAACUGUGAUGAAACUUGCUAAGGGAAACAACGUUAGCCUCACUGACAAUAUGCUUCAUGACGUUACGUGCAAACUCGAUAAGCACGAUGAACAGUUCUGGGAUAUACUGAAGUCACCUAUAAUGUUGAAGAGGACACUGAUUAUCCUAUACAACUGGCUUGCAAUUGGUAUGGGGUUUUAUGGUCUCAGCAUGAACGUCACAAACCUCUCUGGCAACGUCUACAUCAACUACUUUCUGUUUGUUCUGGUCGAGGCAUGUGCGUAUGUCAUAUGUCUUCUCCUGAUGGACCGCAUUGGGCGGAAGAAGAUGUUGUGCACUGCAAUGCUGAUGGCAGGAAUAGCAUGUGCUCUGUCGUUCGUCCCGUUCUUUGUCACAGAAACCCCCAACAAGUGGAUCAUCAACAUUUUGGCGUGUCUGGGCAAUACGUGUGUAUCAGCAGGAUUUGCCGCCGUUUAUGUCUUCACUGCAGAGCUGCUGCCCACAACUUCUCGAAACUUUGGCAUGGGCAUCUCUUCUGUGCUUUGUAGAGUUGGCAGUAUAUCGUCACCUUAUAUUAACGAUCUGACAAUGCACAUAACAGGUAGAUACAGCCAGAUUCUUCCCAUGUUGGUUUUCGGGGGUGUUUCAUUCAUUGCUGGACUUCUCGUACUUCUUCUGCCGGAAACAUUGAAUGCAGAUCUUCCAGAAACAAUUAAGGACGCGGAGGAACUGGGAACAACUACUAAUCCGGAGCCGCUUCCUCUUGACAGUGAAUGUGACAGCAGAAUCACAGAAGAAUCUUGACUUUUGGAUCCGAGAUAUCUAAGCAUUUCAGUUAUUUAUCACCCAAUCCAAGACACAUUACCUUAGUUUUCAGUUGACUUUAUAUUUGUGUUAAUGUUACGGCUACAAGCUUGUCUUUUGUUAAAAAGCAUGUUUAAUCCCAUGGUUAAUCUCACAUUCUUAAAAUACACGUUCAUUUUAGACAUGAAACUUUGGUUCAGACAUUACAAGCACCUUUGCGUCAAUAUCUGACACACUGAAGUCAUGAGGCCUUAUACCUAUGUAACCAGGUCUACUGGGCGCCAUUCUCCCUGACGAAUUUGGUGAAAUUGCAGUAUUCAUGGUUGCUGUUGACGUAAAUGCCUGGCGAACUCAUACUAUAGACGUCUUUAAGUGGCAUUUAUGGCAGAUGUUCAGUUGGCUUGAAACCCGGUGAAAGACAAUUGUUAUGCUGAACCAUGGCGCCUAUCAAGUUGCCAAGAAUGCGACCAAGAUAUGUUAUUUGCCAUUCUGAAUAGCUUCAAACAUCAUGUGUUCCCCCUACUUGCUCGACUUUAUGUAAAAGGUUACUUCAUCGUUGAUUCCGCUAUCCGCUUUGAAGAAUAUAGCAGGAUUCAUCACUACACCAAACGUUGUACCAAAGUUCAUGAUGUCUGUUAUGAUGCAAUCAACACUGUGAUUACCCAUAGGUAAACUGACGCCUUGCUUGGAUCUGGCCAGCUCAAAAGUGGCUAUGUUUGCAGCUGUUUUGUUAUGUGUUAUGUCCAGUUUCGGUGUUAAAUGGCCUGGAUAUAGCGACUCUCGGCUCAUGCAGGGAUAUGGUCUGGCUGAGCAACUUUAAGAUGCAUCGCCACUGAUGCAUAACAUCCACCGGCUUCAGUCAACCAAUGGCACUGCUCUGAAAUACCAUGACAAUAGUUUUCAAAUGGCCGCUUCACCGUCUUUUCUUAACAGAGUGAUGUUUCAACACGAUAUCGCCAAAUAAUGUGUUACCCGGGCUCCCCAAAUCCCAAUUUGUUACCCGGUGAACAGGUGUAGGAUGAAAUGGACCGACGUUUACAACGUCACCCGAAUCCAACAACAGGUAAAUCCUUCCUCGUGUAUUGAAUGACCUUCAAGGAC